This is a messenger RNA of Anopheles marshallii, 2726 nucleotides long. RefSeq lists its product as uncharacterized. NCBI's taxonomy places the organism in Eukaryota, Metazoa, Arthropoda, Insecta, Diptera, Culicidae. Bases 1 to 2715 code for a protein of 904 amino acids. The transcript is spliced from 15 exons. The record is from RefSeq and is a predicted model, not a curated record.
AUGACCAUUAAUCGACCGGCGUACGAUGUUCAGCAACAUCCUGCAACGGUACCAACAGUGAACGACGUCGACGACGACACGACCCGUGCCGGAAGCUACCUGUUCCGGUUGCACUUACCAGCGACGGGCGAAUUUUUCUCGCACCGGUACCGUCCUUUGUCGUUUGCUUUUCUGCUUUUUCUGCUGCUGCAUCUGUUUGCGCUUGCCGGGUCGGUUUGGUCGCAUCCACGCAAUGAGAAGGAAAACUUUGUUAAAACCACUGACGUGGAAGCAAUCGAAGACCAGCAGGCCACUCUCUACUGUCCGCUUCUAGCAUCGAACCGCGACAAAAUCAAUAUGGUGCUGUGGUUUCGCGACAACGCUGGAAUUCCUUUGUACAGUCUCGAUGUACGGGGAAAAUCGCUCAACGAUGCUCAACAUUGGUCGGCGCCGCAGGUGUUUGGUCCACGUGCCCGUUACGUGAUCGAAAGUGAUCCAGCAUAUUUGGAAUUGAACGAAAUUAAACGUCACGAUCAGGGAAUUUACCGUUGCCGGGUUGACUUCCAAAAUAGCCAAACGCAAAGCUUCCGCUUCAAUCUCACCGUGAUUAUACCGCCAUCGCAACCCGUAGUUCUAGAUCGCUGGGGACGUGUCAUAAAUAGUACAAUAAUAGGACCAAAGGAGGAAGGAGAUGAUAUACUGCUGACGUGCCGUGUGGUUGGAGGCAGACCGCAGCCCGAUGUGCUCUGGUUCAUCAACGAUAAUCUGGUGGAUAAUCAGAUCGAACAGAACACCGGAAACAUUAUCGAAAAUCGUCUGCUGUGGACAUCCGUCCAGCGUCACCAGCUGCACUCGGUCUUCACGUGCCAGGCGUCCAACACGAAGCUGAUGGAACCCCGUACGAGCAAGUUUGUGCUCGAUAUGUACCUAAAACCGUUGGUGGUGAACAUUCUCAACGCAACCGAAUCGCUGGCCGCCCACAAGGAGUACCAGAUCGUCUGUCAGUCUACUGGUGCGCGUCCGAAUGCGGUCAUCCAGUGGACCAAGGGCAAAAAGACGCUGAAACGCAUCAAGGAGCACUCGAUCCGCAACACUACCUACUCCGUACUGACGAUCGUGCCAACGGUGGAGGAUGACGGCCGGUUGUUGGGUUGCCGGGCCCAGAACCCGAAGGUGGCCGGCCUGUUCCUGGAACACUUCCAAAACAUCAGCGUGCACUAUCCGCCGGUGGUUGUGUUGCAGCUCGGUUCCACACUCGCCAUGGACGACAUCAAGGAGGGUGACGACAUAUACUUCGAGUGCAAGAUACAAUCCAAUCCGUCAUGGCGAAGAUUAACCUGGUUACACAAUGGAGUGCAACUACCUCAGAACUCGUCGUCGACGAAAAUCGUUCGCUCGAACCAGAGUCUGGUCAUACAGAAGGUGACACGCUACUCGAGCGGUUCGUACCAGUGCGGGGCACUCAAUUCCGAGGGUGAAACGCUUAGCAAUGAGAUCAUACUCAACAUCAAAUAUGUUCCUCUUUGCGCUACGGACAAGAUUAUAAGCAUCGGUGUCUCGCUGGACGAAACAAUCACCGUCAGUUGUGAUAUAAUAACGCACCCGUUGGCAAGCAAGUUUUACUGGCGCUUCGAAAACUCGGAAGAGGUACUGGAGAUUGAGCAGCAUCGAUUUUCCAGCAAUGGUUCGACGAGCCAGCUGCACUACACACCGACCAGCGAACAGGAGUACGGUACGCUGUCCUGCUGGGGUACGAACGAGAUCGGAACAAUGGCGGAACCGUGCAUUUUCCACCUGAUUGCAGCCGGUUUGCCCACCUCGGUUAUCAAUUGCUCGUGGCGCAACUUCACCAACGCAUUCGAGGUGAACUGUCACCAGGGAUAUGAUGGUGGGCUGAAGCAAUCAUUCGUGCUGGAGAUGCUAUCGAGCCGUUACCCGGGACACAGCAUCAAUCUCACCAACACCGAGGAACCCAUCUUCAGUAUCACAUCCUUCGACCAGCUCCGACAGCAGCUGCCCGCCGGAGGACAUCGCCAGCCGGACUCGCUCAAGCUGUACGUCUACUCGGUCAACCAGAAAGGGCACAGUCCGCGCAUCUUUAUUGCGGAUCUCUUCAUACCGGGCACACUCGACGAUCCCGCACCGAGCCAAGACCCCAAAUCAACCCUGCUGACACCCAUCCUGAUCGGGCUGUUCCUAACCAUCGUACUGAUCAUUAUCAUCAUUAUCGUUAGAAUUUAUCUGAAAUCGAAAAGACUUAAACAAAAUAUCAAUAAAGAAAAGCGAUACACGGAGGAGUCGAAAAAUACGCUUCUGCUGGUCGACAUAUCGAAGAAGGACAAACCCACGAAAACCACCAAAUGGAUGAACAACGUCGGCAGCAGCAUUAAAACGAAAACCAAAGUAGAAACUAUUGACGACGAGCAGGAUCCCGAUCUGAUACCGUAUCCCCGACUGACGGACAUCCACCAGGAAGAGCUGAUUCCGAUUAACUCGACCGGUUCCGCAUUUGCUAUCAAGCAGCACAUCGCCCAUUCGCCCCAGGAGCUGGAGUCAGACAAGGUGGACAGGGAUAAGGGUCAGGAUCGGUUUUACCAUCAGGCAAACCACCAUCACCAUCAGCCCAUCAUAUCGAGCACCACCUACCGGGACGAGGAGAUCUCCGAGGCGGAAAUCAACCUGAAAGGAAUUGAAGACUUCCUAAUGACAAACCGAGUGCCGGAAAGCUGUGUGUGAUAUCUAUCCUU